Molecule: messenger RNA, 2244 nt
Organism: Betta splendens (Siamese fighting fish)
Lineage: Eukaryota; Metazoa; Chordata; Actinopteri; Anabantiformes; Osphronemidae
Gene: dars1
Product: aspartyl-tRNA synthetase 1
Exons: 18
Coding region: 139-1734 (531 amino acids)
Biological process (GO): aspartyl-tRNA aminoacylation
Cellular component (GO): cytosol; cytoplasm; aminoacyl-tRNA synthetase multienzyme complex
Molecular function (GO): ATP binding; RNA binding; aspartate-tRNA ligase activity
Source: RefSeq, a predicted model, not a curated record
AUCCGGUAUUUCGUGCUCCGUCAAAACAGGUCCUUCCUUCCUGUGCCCGUCCAUGCUCUGAACAGCUGAUGUAUUGAGUCUCGCUGUCAAAAGAGCCGUGGACCAUUUUCCCAAUAUUCUUCCAGAACAUAGCUCAACAUGAUUAAAGAGGAAGUCCACGGGGCGACGGAGGAGGAGCAGCAGGCUCAGUCAAAGAAAGCCAUGAAGAAACAGCAGAAGGAAGCGGAGAAAGCUGCAAAGAAGGCCGAGAAACAGGCCAAGCUGGCUGCCGAACAACAAAGCACAGACGAAGAUGACUUCGCCAAGGACCGAUAUGGUGUCUCAGUUAUGGUCCAGUCUCAGCAAAAACUGGACAGGACAUUGGUGCGAGUCCAGGACCUCGCCCCUGAGAAAGCGGACCAGCUGAUCUGGCUACGUGCUCGAGUCCACACCAGCAGAGCCAAAGGGAAGCAGUGCUUCUUGGUCCUGCGUCAACAGCAGUUCAACGUGCAGGCACUGGUCGCAGUGGGAGAUCGUGCCAGCAAGCAGAUGGUCAAGUUUGCAGCAAACAUCACCAAGGAGAGCAUCGUGGACGUGGAGGCGUUGGUGAGGAAAGUGGAGCAGAAGAUCGAGAGCUGUUCCCAGCAGGACGUGGAGCUCCACAUCGAGAGGAUUUUUGUCAUCAGCCAGGCAGAGCCCCGUCUCCCGCUGCAGCUAGAGGAUGCUGUCAGGCCUGAUGGAGAGGGGGAUGAGGAAGGCAGAGCCACCGUCAACCAAGAUACCAAGCUGGACAACAGGGUGAUUGAUCUCAGGACAACCACCAGCCAGGCCAUAUUUCGUCUGCAGUCAGGCGUGUGCCAGCUCUUCAGAGACACUCUCACCAAUAAGGGCUUUGUGGAGAUCCAGACGCCUAAAAUCAUAUCAGCUGCCAGCGAGGGCGGAGCCAACGUCUUCACGGUGUCCUACUUUAAAACCAGCGCCUACUUGGCCCAGUCUCCCCAGCUCUACAAGCAGAUGUGCAUCUGUGCUGACUUCGACAAGGUCUUUUGUGUCGGCCCAGUUUUCAGGGCGGAGGACUCGAACACCCACCGUCACCUGACUGAGUUUGUGGGUCUGGAUAUUGAGAUGGCCUUCAACUACCAUUACCACGAAGUCAUUGACUCCAUCACUGACACUAUGGUUCAGAUCUUCAAAGGGCUGCGAGACAACUUCCAGACGGAGAUCCAGACGGUCAACAAGCAGUUCCCCAGCGAACCUUUCAAAUUCCUGGAGCCCACCCUCAGGCUGGAGUACACGGAGGCCGUGGCCAUGCUCCGUGAGGCCGGCGUGGAGAUGGGCGACGAGGACGAUCUCAGCACGCCCAACGAAAAGCUCCUCGGUCGCCUGGUCAAGGAAAAGUAUGAUACCGACUUCUAUGUACUGGAUAAGUACCCACUGGCUGUAAGACCCUUCUACACAAUGCCUGAUCCAAACAACCCUAAAUACUCCAACUCGUACGACAUGUUCAUGAGGGGAGAGGAGAUCCUGUCUGGGGCUCAGAGGAUCCACGACGCUCAGCUGCUGACCGACCGGGCCGUCCAUCACCAGAUUGAUCUGGAGAAGAUCAAGUCAUACAUUGACUCCUUCCGGUAUGGAGCUCCCCCACACGGUGGUGGAGGAAUUGGCCUGGAGAGAGUCUGCAUGCUGUACCUUGGUCUCCACAACGUGCGUCAGACCUCCAUGUUCCCACGUGAUCCUAAGCGCCUGACACCUUGAAUCACCCAGCCAUGGAAAAACCUGGUCACCGUCAGACUAACACACGGGUAACGGUGACGGGGAAACAAAACUAAUCCACAAAGGGAAACAGUAUAUAGGAGCUGGUGCCACCCUAUGACUCCAAUGUGCCACAAUGAAUAAUCAUUAGGAUGAAAGGUUAAAGCAGAUGUAACAGUAGGAUAUACUUUAUUGGAUGGUGCACAUAGUUGUUGAACACCAACAGUUAAUGGAAACAAUAAGAUACUGUAGAGGAGAUGGCUAGUGGUUUAAAUAAAUUGCUGAAAAUCUGCACACACCUAAUCCAACUUAAAAUAAUCUAGUCAGUGUUGUUCAUUCUGUGCCCUAAGCUCUUCUCUGUGGUGAUGUUUUAACUCUACAUUAAUGCAGAUCUGAGUCCCUCUCACUACCAGCACUGACCUGGAACUAAUGAUUGUAGUCUCCAGCUGUUUGCCUGUAAAUACAGGUGUUUUGUAACUAAACACACCAUAAAAAAAUAACUUUUCAAACCCA